Molecule: messenger RNA, 8680 nt
Organism: Danio rerio (zebrafish)
Lineage: Eukaryota; Metazoa; Chordata; Actinopteri; Cypriniformes; Danionidae
Source: RefSeq, a predicted model, not a curated record
CUAUAAAGUAUGACUUCCCAUUUUACAAUUGUGUGGUUAUAAAUAUCUGCAGCGCAUAGUUACAUGGUGUCUUUUCAACACCGCCUCUAAAUAAAACUUCAUUUAGCUGGCGAAUGAGUCGACUCGUUCUCUUACGUGUCUAUCCCAAAGGAUUCGCUUUUAUUGAAUCAAUCAGUGCAAAUAAAUCUUUUUAGAGCAACUAGUUCAAAAAGAUUCGAGUCACUGGAAUGAGUCAAAAUCCCCACUGUUACUUUUGAAUCAGAUGUCUCUCAGGAUGAUGGACAUUUGAUCCGGCCAAUCAGCGAGUUCAGCUUCUCGAUAGGCGGGAUUAUUGGUUGCAUCGUAACAAGCUAGGCUGCAACCCCCCCAGUCUCAACUCCUCCAUACAAACACACACGAGCGGUGGCUUGUUUUGGUCUGGUACGGCUUCGCAAAAUAAGAAAACUCAGCGACUUUCGGAGGAACUUAUGCAGCGGUUUAAACGGACUCGGUACAUCUCCGUUGUUAAAUAACGCUGAGAUGCAAACUCCGCGCUCGUGCUUUGUUUAAUUGCACUUUUGGGAUUUUUGCAGACAGCGCUUUGAUCUCCGGGGUAAACGGGGUCGUGCGCUGCUGACUGCGCUUGUUUUGAUAAUGCAUUCGGAUCUCUGGACUGAAAAGGACGCUGUUUUGUAAAUAUCACUGUUUUGUAUUUUUAUACAUCACAAACUUGGUGCUUUCCGGUACUUGCAAUAUUCUUUGAAGAUGUCCGAUGGAUUAUUUAAAGUUAGUUUUAACAAUGUAAUGCUGCUGACGAUAAUCCAAGUGUGCUACGGUAUCAAUGAACUGUUAUAACUGAAGCUCGUGUCGGAGUGCACAAAAGUGACUUGUUUUAGUGUUAUUUUUCCUCAAUUUUUACUAAAUGGAAACGUUUUUGUGUCGGCGUUCACGUUUGGUGAAGAUUGCACACGUAACGCUUUGACUUCCGAUCCUGCAAUUUUUCUGUAAAUAUUUUUAUAUAUAUACCAUGGCAAGCCCGACUACGGAGCAAGGAUGUUUUUCAGACGUGAAAAAGGUGGGUUAUUUAAGGAAACCCAAAAGCAUGCACAAAAGGUUUUUUGUACUGAGGGCGGCGAGCGCCUCCGGACCGUCCCGACUGGAGUACUAUGAAAACGAGAAGAAGUGGAGACACAAGUCUGGAGCGCCGAAAAGAUCCAUUCCGCUGGAGAGCUGCUUUAACAUCAACAAAAGAGCGGAUUCAAAAAACAAACAUCUCGUCGCGCUUUAUACCAAGGAUGAGUACUUUGCUAUCGCUGCUGACAGCGAGAUCGAGCAAGAGUCAUGGUAUGAAGCCCUGGUUGAUCUCCAUAACAGAGGUAAGGUCCACGAAACUGCCCCGGGCCGUGGAGUUGGCGAGGAUAAUUACGGGGAAGCCACGCCGGGACCUGCCUUUAAAGAGGUUUGGCAAGUUAUAUUGAAACCAAAGGGUCUGGGUCACACAAAGAACUUGAUUGGAGUUUACAGAUUAUGCCUCACCAAUAAGACUAUCAGCUUUGUGAAACUGAAUUCGGAUGCAGCAGCUGUGGUUUUGCAGUUGAUGAACAUUAGGAGAUGUGGUCACUCUGAAAAUUUCUUUUUUAUUGAAGUCGGCCGAUCUGCUGUGACAGGCCCCGGGGAGUUUUGGAUGCAAGUGGAUGACUCUGUUGUGGCUCAGAACAUGCAUGAAACUAUAUUAGAAGCCAUGAAAGCCAUGAGUGAGGAGUUCAGACCCCGCAGCAAAAGCCAGUCAUCUUCUAACUGCUCAAACCCCAUCUCAGUGCCUGUCAGGCGGCAUCAUCACAAUAAUCCUCCCCCUAGUCAAGUUGGCUUAGGCAGGCGCUCUCGGGCGGAGAGUGUGACGGCCACUUCUCCUGUUAGGCCUGGCAAACACAGCCAUUCGUUUAGAGUGAGAGCAUCUAGUGAUGGAGAGGGCACCAUGUCCAGGCCGGCAUCUGUGGACGGGAGUCCAAGCAGCCCGAGCAAUGCCCGACCUCAAUCGCAACGGCACAGAGGGGGAUCCAGACUUCACCCGCCACUCAAUCACAGCAGAUCAAUACCCACGCCCACCUCACGGUGCUCCCCCUCAGCCAUCAGCCCCAUCAGCCUGUCCUCCAGCAGCACGAGCGGGCAUGGCUCCACAUCUGACUGCCUCUUUCCACGUCGCUCUAGUGCCUCGAUAUCUGGAUCACCCAGCGAUGGCGGAUUCAUCUCCUCAGAUGAAUAUGGAUCCAGCCCCUGUGACUUUCGAAGCUCGUUUCGUAGCGUGACUCCAGACUCGCUUGGCCACACACCACCUGCCAGGGAGGAAGAGAUAAACAACUACAUCUGCAUGGCAAAGCCCGGUUCACUUCCUGGUGCCGGGAGCCAGUCACGAAGCCAAUCUAGAGGAACACCGUCAAGACUAGAGGAGCCUGAGUUGGAAAAAUGUUUUCGGAAAAGAACUCAUUCUUCUGGUGCUUCGCCGCCAACUCCAUGCCAUCAGAAAACUCCCUCACAAUCGCCUGCUGCAUCUUUAGAGGAAUACACUGUGAUGAUGCCUACAUACCCACGAAGCCGCUCUGCAUCAUCGUCAUCAUCAACAUAUAGGCACUCAUUCAUGCCAACACAUUCAUACCCAGAGGAAGGUACAGAUGCAUCACAAGCAAAAGAUGAAAGGGGGCCAGAUCACAAAGAUGACGGCUAUAUGCCCAUGCUGCCAGGCGUUGCGCCUGCAACCCCUACAACCAAAAGCAGUGACUACAUGCCCAUGAGUCCAAAAAGUGUGUCUGCACCACAGCAAAUUAUCAACCCCAGGCAACACUCGCAUGUCGACUCCAAUGGUUACAUGAUGAUGUCACCAAGUGGCAGCUGCUCUCCAGAUGGCACAACAAACUAUGGCAAGAUCUGGACGAAUGGCAUCAACCCUAAGCUCUCCGUAGAGAGUAUGGAAGGUAAAGUGUCGUCAUGUGGAGAUUACAUAAACAUGUCUCCAGCUAGUUGCUCAACAACAAGUACGCCUCCAGACUGCUUUUUCAACCCUGUGGAAGAUCCUCCCAGGCCUAUGUAUGCUUACUACUCUUUGCCCCGCUCAUUCAAACAUGCUAACAGGAAGCAGGAUCAGAGCCCGCUUCGAGUGUCACUGGGCUCGAGUCGAUUAGCAUACGCUGACUCCUCUUCAUCUUCAGCAAGCAGUGACAGCUUGGGUGGUCAAAGCAAUUCCCAGCAGUCUGCUGUCAAACCCAAAAGGUCAGAGGGCAACGGUAGGCUGACACGUCCAACACGGCUGUCACUGGACGCCAGCAAAGCAAGUACUCUUCCACGCACACGUGAGAGCCCCUUCCCUCCUGAGCCUAAAAGUCCUGGGGAGUAUGUCAACAUUGAGUUCAACGACAAGGCAUUUUCAGCGAGCUUAGCAUCGCUGUUCCCACCUGUUUAUUCAGUAAGUGAUGCUGAGGCCCCGUCGGAUCUUUCAUCAUCUGAGUACAUGAACAUGCAGCUGGGAUCCCAGGCCAGACGGCUGUGCUCCGAAUUGCAGACUUCCUCUUCCAGUUCAGAUUAUGCCAUAAUCACACCGUCAAACUCUGUAUCCUCGCCUCCACUGCCAUGUGAGAGCAUAUGUGAACGUGACUACAUCAGCAUGCAGUUAGCAUCCUGCACUGGCUUUCCUGACACACAAUUGAUGCUAAUGACCGAGGCCCUGCCAGAUGCAGAUGCCCCUCCUUGUUCUGUAUCACCCAAUCAUGACGUGACGACAUUAAGCGGCGCUCCUGGAAGACCAGCUCUGAUUAGCCCUUUAUCAGGUCUGAGUGCAUUCACACGGGUUAACUCCACUUCCGGACGAAACCAGGGCGCUAAAGUAAUACGUGCUGACCCACAGGGUCGACGGCGGCACAGUUCAGAGACUUUUGCAUCCACAGCGACCAGAGGGUCAGUCGACACAUCGAGCACCUGUCAAUCAGGGGAUGUAAAGCGCCACAGCUCCGCCUCCUUCGAGAAUGUGUGGUUGAGACCUGAUCAGGCCUCUGCUGCUUCUACCGCUCCAUCUGCAUCGACAGUAACCAACGGACGAAGGGAAACCGCUUCAGGCCAAAUUCCCACAUUAACAAACCAUGACCAGAACGGCCUGAACUACAUUGAUCUGGAUCUAAUGCAGAAUGGAGAGCAACAUGUUCCUGAUUGGAAUGCUUUCCAGUCUCGGCCGGUGGAGCUGGGAGCUGUUGAAGGUAUAGAAGAGCUCAGUGCCUAUGCCAGUAUAAACUUCCAGAAAUCAGAUGAGACCAGAGGGAAUCUCACACACAGAGAAGAAUGAAGAGUAAAAAUCCGCCGCUGCUUCAAGAAUCAACGCUCAAAAUCUCCUCCCCAAUUCACUGCAAGCCGGACCUCAGAAAACUGGACCUCGAUAAACUCACUAACCUCAUUUUUGCAGGACGCUACCAAAACCAUAUGGACAAAACAGACCUCAAAACAUCACAUAUCCGGACCUCACAAAAUGCUGGAUUUCACCAACCAUAAAUCUCCCUCAGCUGGACUUUCACUGUGUUCUUCACCUACUCAGAUAUUACUGUUACAGACUCGGUACAAAUCCAUUUCUACUAUGGUAAAAUGCACAGGUACAGGGCAGUAUGAUGGCAAUAGUCUUUCAAACAAUGGUGCAUUAAUAUUUAUGUAUAUGAUGGUACUUUUUUUUUCCUUUAAGUACCCAACGUACGACAGAUGUUUUUGGUACAGGGAUGCUCAAUGAAGCAGCCAUAUUGUGUCGGGUUUUUGUCGAUUGUAACGGUUUUUUUCAGUACUGCCAGAUUACACUUACAACUCAGUUUCUGCACCCAGUACGAAUGACCUCAAACACCUAGACUUGACCUCAGGACUUUAUGAAAGAGUUUACACACAUAUACACACACGCACACACACACACACACACACACACACACACACAUACAUACAUACAUACAUACAUACAAACAUACACACUGUGUUUCAGCACUGUGAGCCGUUACUGACCUCAUGCUGCCAAACACACACUGUGAUGUCUGUCAAACUAUUAUUUUUUUUUAUGCUUGGUCAUGUUACAUCCCGCUAAAUUGUAAUAAUAAGCAGGAGUGGAGUUUAUACGGACUCUCAGAGGGCCUCAGACCAUUUUUAUUUUUUUUUUAGCUAAUAUUAUUGUUUUAUUUAAAUGUUUUUAUUUAAGUAUCAGUUCAUGAACACAACAUUUUGGUACUAUUACAUUUUUAUUUUUUUUAUUUUUAACUUUCGCUUUUUAAUUUUCUAAUUUUAUUUUAAUUAUGUUUUUCAUAAUUAGAGAUCCACAUUUUGGUACUACACAUUUAAAUUGACUUUUAAUAAUUAAUUUAAUCAUUUGUAAAGAAUUUUCUUUAUUCUAUUAUUAAACGUUUAUAUUUUAAUGCAAAAUCUGCCAUAUAAUUGUAAUAGAUCUCUAAAAGAGUGUAUACUGACUUCCAAACCAAACAUUUCCACUUUUUUUCCCCCUGAAAUUUUCAUUUAAGCUUACUAAAUUACAAGAAUUAGUAUAUAUGUAUUAGGCGUGGGGUAGGGCUGUGUGAUUUAAUCGAAUUCGAAUCACCAUCGCAGUAUGAAACAUUGCGAUUAGCUAAUCGGCAUUAAUAGACAAAUUCAUAUCAAAAGAAAAACAACAUGCCGAUAAUAAUAUGGGCAUAUUUUGGUUUCAAAGUCACAGACACCGAACAAAAACAGGUCAUUUGUAAGAGCUGUCAUAGAAUGGUUGCUACAGCAUGAGGAAGUACAACAACCAACACUGGAAAAAAAAAAAAAACACCACGGGCGGCUAUAUGAGCGUCCUGCUAAAAUGUCAACUAAAAGUAUUGCUAAUGACAGUCAAGCUAGUAGCUAUCAACAGCAAAGUACAAUUUUAGAGUUGUUUGCAGCUGUUAUACCAUGUGAAAAAACAUCACAAAGGAGAUAACUAACGCCAAAACUCAACUGUUAGCUCUAGAGAAAACUGAGUGUUUAAUUUCUCAAUAUUUAUAAACAAAUUUGAAUAAAAGUUGGAGUAGGUUAAUAUAUUUCCAGUUCCUUUUUUAACUAACACCCACUGCAGUUUAGCAGUAAGAAGCUACGAUAUAAAAUAUUGAGCUGAAGCUUAACUACAAAAUUAAAUCGCAAUAUCUUUUAAGAAAACCGCAAUUAGAUAUUUUCCAUAAAUCUCUAAUUGAUUUGAAUUUCCAUAAAAACCUAGGGAUGGGCCUGUAUAAGUUUCUGACAGUAUAAUCACCUUGGAUAAAAGUGUCAUGGUUUCACAGUAUUGUGAUUACUGCUUUAAAAUAUGGUCUUUUUAAAUGUCUGGGUAUAAACAACCAUGUUUUCUCCCAUUAAACAUGUUGUAUUUUUAUUUUAGGAAAUCUUUAUAAUAUUUUGGAAGAGUUAACAUGUCAGGCCAAAUAGUUUAAAUAAAUCAUAGACUUCUGCUGUCUUAAUUAGAUUCAAUAACACAGAUUUCUCUACAACACAAAUAAAAAAAAAACCCUUACAUUUAUCUUAAAAAUGGUAUAACAAAAUUUUAGUGAUUUUAAAACCUUGACUUGACCUUGAAACCGGUUAUCGUCCCAUGCCUAACAUGUAUAUUAAGUGUUAAAAUAAAAAAAUAUAUUAAAAUUAACUCAAACUAUUUAAGUUCAAAAACUUAAUUUUUUGCAAUUUGAGCACAGUAAAACCCAAUAAAUGAAGAGAACUUAAACCAAAUGAGUACUGUAAUACCCAGUAAGUUAAGGCAACUCAAACCGUUUGAGGAUUUUGAGUUUGAGGAUUGCUACAAACCAUUUGAGUUGAAAAACUAAUCUAUAUGAGUUCUGUCAACUUACUCCAUUGAAGCUGAAGUAAUGAGGUAUUUAAUUACUAAAUUUAAAUAGAUCAUAGACUUCUGCUGUCUUCAUUAGUUUCAUCAACACAGAAUUCUUUACAACACAAAUAAAAAACCCUUACAUCACCUUAGGAACGGUAUAAAAAUUUUUUAGUGAUUUUAAAACCUUGACUUGAUCUUGAAACCGGUUAUCGUCCCAUGCCUAAUAUGUAGAUUAAGUGUAUACAUAUAAUAUAUAUGUCGGCUUCAUCAUUGAACUCCAUCUAAAAUUAACACAACCAUUUCUCACAGUCGUGCUUACAACAGAUUGAAUUGUUCAUCAUAAUCCAACUUGGCAACUAUCAACAGAGUUGAGAUUUUGUGGAUGAGAGGAGGACUAUUUUUUUUGAACGAUUAUUAUUAUUGUGCUAACUUUUCAAGCGCAUAAGAGGCCUUAUAGCUCUGGUUGGGCUAAAAAUAAAGCUCAAGCAACUACAAUUAUUGAUGUGUAAUUCCAACCUGAUCUCACGAGGAAAUGUAAUUAUUUUACAUUUUGUCAGUUUAAUGGCUAAUUCGUACGAGUUGAGAUGUACGAAAAUGUACGAUUUAAAAAAAAAGGCGUGGCGCCCAACCCUGCCCCUAAACCCAGCUGUCACUGGGUGAUGAGCAAAUCAUACUAAGUUGUACGAAUUAGAUCAUAUGAAUUCAUACGAAUUAGCCACUAAAUCAAAAAGUUACAAAUUGCCUUGAGAUUGCGUUAGGAAUUCCCAUAACUGAACUACUUUUUUUGAUCACAGUGUAUCACCAAUAGUUGGUCAAACCGAACAAAAGCUUGCAUAGUUACAUAUGAUAAAAGAACAUCUGAAAGCAAGCGGAUUUUCGCAGGCAGCAGUUCGUUUUUUUCUGCUGUUAAGCCUUGGAAGCCAGUCAAAGGUGUUCUCAACCUUUAUUUAGGCUGUUUAAUUUCCUCACGGAUGUUACUUUGAUUUCAUACGGUUUAUUUUUUGCUUAAAAGAACUCUUGCUGUGGCGAUGAUGGUACGGUCCCAGCAACAGGUGUACAAUGUCUGUCAUGUUUGCUGCUGAAAUGAAACAAACAAUGAACAAUCUGUAAAUUAUUGAAUAUAUAGAAAUGUUGUUCUUGGUUCUCUUUUAAGAGUAUUUAACAUUUCACGGUUGGUGUUUCAUUAUCCUUUUUGUUUUGCCUUUAGAUUAUCGACACGUAUUUUUGAAAUGUGUCAACUCUUUUUAAAGUUUUUGUGGGGAGUAUUUUCCUUUAUAGCAGAAAAUCGAUGUAUAAUCCAAUAUUUCGGAGAGAAUGGUACGUUUCCUUAAUUAUUUUUAGAUACAAAAAUGCUUAUUAAUGAAAACCUGCACAUCAGGGACGUCCCCUCUCAAAUGGAAUCGCUUUUGGGAAGCUGUUACAGUUUCUCCGAGCUCUGAUUGGCUGACACAGCGGUGCUCCAGUAACCUGAUAGGCUGCUCUGUCAUAUGAUAGGUCGCAGUUGUGGAUUUAGCACCCUGCAGUGAUACAGGGUGUGGGGCAUCACUCCUGCAACACCUCAUUUGUAAAUAAUGUAUUGUACAAAAGAAAACCCGUGAUUGGUGGAUAUUGGACUGCGUGGUGCUCAAUGCAAGCAGACUGACUGGUUGUCUCGAACGAAUGAAUGAAUGGAAACGUGUAAACAAUAUGAGUGUAUGUACAGAUGAGUGGAUGUAUGCACAUGUAAACAAAUAUGUCUGUUUUAAUGAAUGAAUGAAAUGAGCAGCAGUAAGGAGAGGGCUUCCUCGCCACCCCUAUUUUAGAAGAAUGGUGUCUUCUGGAUCCUUGACGUGUAAUAAAGUAGAAGCGCUUAUCUUUUCUGAA